CUCCGUUGUUGCCUGGAUCGAUCGAUCGGCCGAGAGGCGCGAGAGGGACAGGUCGGGGCAGCGCGAAUCGCCCAAGUGGGGGAAGGUGGCUGGCGCUACGAUGAUGAUACGACUCCAGCGCCUCUAUCUCUCUAUCGAGAAAAAGAAUUGAAUUUGAACGCAAUGGAAUACAACCAGGAGGGAGCCAUUGGAAACGAGGGCUAGAAAAGGGUCAUGCAGCUGUCAUCCCACCCCGGAACCCUCUCGUCCAGCGCACGGCCGCCCCCUUCCCUCCCCUCCCAGUUGUGAUAUCCUUCCCCUCCCCCAUCUCUUCCGAGGCGCAGCGGCUGGGUUAUGGAAGAGCAGCUUUCCACCCGGAUCGAGCGAUUAAGAGAGAUAGCCGGGAGGUGUUUGUGCAAGAGAGCCUUCCGGAUCGGACCAAACCGGCCCGGCCAAAACCAGUGCUAGGCUGACCGCGGACGGACCAAUCGGCGAGGAGAAGCGGAGGAACGAGGGUCGACUCGGCUGCGCGUUCGCGGGUUGCGUCCUAGCAAGCUACAGUUGGAAGAGAUGGCGGCGACGGCGGCGGCAUCGUCGUCGUCCCCGGCUGGCGGCGCCUCGUCGCCGACCCAGGCGCCGGGUGGAGGUGGAGGAGGAGGAGGCGGCGGCGUGCCGUACCACCGGUCGCGGUUCGGCGACACCACGCUGACCAAGGUGUUCGUUGGCGGGCUGGCCUGGGAGACGCCGUCCGCGGGGCUGCACGACCACUUUCGGGAGUACGGCGAGAUACUCGAGGCGGUCGUCAUCACCGAUCGCGAGACGGGCCGAUCCAAGGGCUACGGAUUCGUGACGUUCCGGGACCCGGAGUCGGCGCAGCAGGCGGUGCAGAACCCGAACCCGAUGAUCGCCGGCCGGCGCGCCAACUGCAACAUUGCGUCUAUGGGCCCGCCGCGGCCGUCGCCGCAGAGAGGGCGGGCCCCGCGCGGGCCGGAUCAGCAGCACUCGGGCCCAGAGCCAUACAUGGGCGGCAGGAUGCACCACCAGCAGCAGCAGAUGCCCACCCCGCCUCACGCCAUGUUCUACAACCCUUCACCGUACGGGUACUGGUACCCACCUGAUUAUCAAUACCAGCAGGCCUUUUACAAUCAAAUGCAGCAAAACUACUCUCAGCAGUAUGGCCAAACAUCCCCUUCAACAUCACCAUACCCAUACAUGGGGUACAUGACAAGUGGCCAGAAUCCAAGGGCCGGCUUCUCGCCAUUGCAGCAGCAAGCUGCGCGGCCGCCGUUCUUUCAGCAGCCGGCCGAGGGUUCUUUCCAGGCAGCGCCUUCGCUCCCUCCUAAUUUCAGACUCCAGUUGCCCCCUCGUGCAAUCUCAAGGCAGUCUGAUGAUGUAUCCGGCUCACAACCAACUCAGACAGUACCGGAGGCUGAGGCUACAAACACAGAUAACCAAGAAGCGUCAGCGCCUGUUGAAAGAUCAAAUUCAGAGGAAAACACCUCCAACUGACUCGCUGAACUGAAAACUCCGCCAAAAUGAUUUGAUGCCGAUCUGGACUGGACUAUUAGUGGUUCGCAAAGGAGUACCAAAAUACUCGUUUCUUGACUGGGAAAAAAAAUAGCAUCCAAAUAUUUGUUCUUUCAUUGUUUCUGAUUCUUUUCCUAUUUCUGCACUGCAUUUAUUUGGUGAACCCAUUGUACUGCGAAACUGAAUUUCACGCCAGAAAAUGGAAUUCGCCAGAAUAAGUCCCGGAGGCAUGCUCUGCUGGUAGUCGUCUUCUCUA
Messenger RNA from Triticum aestivum (bread wheat), 1762 nucleotides. RefSeq names its product probable RNA-binding protein ARP1. The record is from RefSeq and is a predicted model, not a curated record. NCBI's taxonomy places the organism in Eukaryota, Viridiplantae, Streptophyta, Magnoliopsida, Poales, Poaceae. The transcript has 8 exons. Gene Ontology annotation, molecular function: RNA binding. The coding region runs from base 550 to 1488 and encodes 312 amino acids.